AUGAAGGGGGGGACGGUGCCUACAUGGCUAGAGCUACUGCUUGCAACACAGUUCUUUGCAAUAUGCACCAACCAUCUCUCCUCUACUCGCAAUGAGUGUAACCUGUUUUGCAUAGAUUGUGAGGAAUCAAAGGCUGCCUUAUGCUAUUAUUGCUGUUCACACCAUCAUUCUACCCAUCGAGUAAUCCAGAUAAGGCGGUCAUCAUACCAUGAUGUGGUCAGGGUUGCCGAGUUAAAAGAUGUACUUGAUAUCAGUGAUGUACAAACAUAUGUGAUCAACAGUGCAACGGUUGUAUUUCUUAAUGAGCGCCCACAACAACGUGGUUGUGGUGUUUCUGUGGUCAAGGCAUCAUCAUCAUCAUCAUACAAUUGUGAGAGUUGCAAUCGUGCUCUUCUUGACCCAUUCCGCUUCUGCUCCCUGGGUUGCAACCUUAAAGCAAUCAAAGAGGAUAUGAGGACAAGCAUUCCAACUAGAGAUAUUAUUGACUAUACAAGAAAGGAUGAUGAUACAGAUUGCAGUACCACAAGUGGAAAUACUGGAAACAAUGAAGAGAGUUGCAGCGAUGCAGAUUAUUGCAACGAAAGACCAUCUCCACCAAGGGUUAUUCGUCACCGCCGAAAGGGGAUCCCUCAGCGUGCACCUUUUUAUUGA
Triticum turgidum subsp. durum (durum wheat) is the source of this 651-nucleotide messenger RNA. The record is from the annotation of a GenBank genome assembly. NCBI's taxonomy places the organism in Eukaryota, Viridiplantae, Streptophyta, Magnoliopsida, Poales, Poaceae.